ACGGACCCUAUUGUCAUAACUCCGUUUUUCUCCUUUUCACUGCCUCUCUUUCUUUUUCUAUUCUCUCACGUCUCAAAUAUUUUCUCCUCUAUCUCUCGUCAGCUUCAAGCUUAGUCAUUCACCAACUAGUUUAAUUAGCUCAACAAGGUCGAUCUAAACAUUUAGCUUAUCACAAAGAGCUACCUCUACCUAGCUAGCUUGCAGUGCUAUGGGGAGAGCACCUUGUUGUGACAAGAAUGGCCUCAAGAAAGGACCAUGGACAACCGAGGAGGACCAGAAACUCAUCGAUUACAUUCAGAAUCAUGGGUAUGGCAAUUGGAGGACACUCCCAAAGAAUGCUGGGUUGCAAAGAUGUGGAAAGAGUUGCCGUCUUCGGUGGACAAACUAUCUCCGACCAGAUAUAAAGCGAGGUCGGUUUUCAUUUGAAGAGGAAGAGACAAUAAUUCAGCUACAUAGCAUUCUUGGCAACAAAUGGUCUGCGAUUGCAUCUCGCUUACCAGGAAGAACAGACAACGAAAUCAAGAACUAUUGGAACACCCACAUUAGAAAAAGGCUUCUGAGGAUGGGAAUUGAUCCUGUGACACACAGUCCACGGCUUGACUUAUUGGACAUCUCAUCCAUUCUAAGCGCAUCUUUGUAUGGUUCAUCACAAAUGAACAUCCAAAGGCUCCUUGGCAUGCAGCAACCUUUGGUGAACCCAGAGCUUCUAAAGUUGGCUUCCUCACUCGUUCCCUCUUCACAGCAACACAAAGACCUUGACCUAUGUGCUCAAAAUGGUCAUCAACAACAGAACCAGCUCAGCUAUCCCCAAAUUCAGAAUCAAAUCCCACAAUUUGUCCAAUUUGAAGACUCAGUUCAAGAAGUGCCUGCAUGCACCACAUUCAGCCCCCCUUGUGUUUCAUUGCCUCUAACUCAACCACAGUUAGUUGAGUCUAACAAUGUAGACCCAUACUCAUCAUCAAGUUUCACCGACUUUAGUUACCAACAUCAUUCUCAUCAACUAAGUGAUUGGACCAAAAAUGGGAUUGAUUUAAGAACCUUAACAGAUGACUACAUCCCUCAGUUAUCAAGCUAUAAUUAUUAUGGUUCUGAUUGUCAAAAUCUCAUGUAUCCUCCAUCGUCCGAAACUUCAACCUUCCAUUCCAAUAACAGCAAUCCGAACUUCAGCUUCGCUUCAGUUCUAUCCACACCUUCGUCAAGCCCCACGCCGUUGAAUUCGAACUCCACGAUAAUCAAUGGGAGCAACACAGAAGAUGAGAGAGAAAGCUACGAAAGUAGUAACAUGUUGAAAUUCGAAAUCCCAGAUAUUUUAGAUGUGAAUGAGUUGAUCAUGUAAUUAAUGUGAUCAGAUAUAGAUCAUCAACAAUUAUAUCAGACAAAAGGUUGAUUGAUUAUGUCCCCCCAUUUGUUUUUCUGGGAUGGCUUGAUAGUUAACUAUGGAUCCAUGGUGUUGAUAUUUGUAACAUUUCCUAAAUUUUUAUUAUUGAUUGAUAGUUUAAAUUUCU
This is a messenger RNA of Abrus precatorius (Indian licorice), 1505 nucleotides long. Its product is annotated as transcription factor MYB102-like. Lineage: Eukaryota; Viridiplantae; Streptophyta; Magnoliopsida; Fabales; Fabaceae. Bases 209 to 1336 code for a protein of 375 amino acids. The transcript is spliced from 3 exons. The record is from RefSeq and is a predicted model, not a curated record.